GAGAGGACGUCUUGUUCAGGAAACUAAACGUUUCACAGAAACCAAAGUCGCCCGACAUGGAAGCAGUUCUCGCUUAAAAGAGGGAAUAAAACACAUUUUGGGCAAAUAGUCUGAGAGAGACAGAAACCACAACAAGGAAUGGCCUCUGCUUACACUUCCUGGUCUGAAGAUAACGUUUCAUGUCCCAUCUGUCUGGAUGUGUUCAGCAGCCCAGUUACCACACCAUGUGGACACAACUUCUGCAAAAACUGUAUUACAAAGCACUGGCAUGAACAAGUCUGGCACAAAUGUCCUGUUUGCAACGAGCCUUUCAAGACAAGACCUGAAUUACGGAUCAAUACCCUCUUAUCAGAGAUGGUUGGUCGGUUUGGAAGGGUAAAAGAGCAGCCUUGUGUUGAACCAGAAAAAGUUCCUUGUGAUGUCUGUACCGGGACCCAGAUGAGGGCCGUGAAGUCCUGCCUAGUGUGUCUUAUCUCUUACUGCCAAACCCACCUGGAGCCACAUCAGAGAGUCGAAGUCCUGAAGAAACAUCGGCUGGUCGAGCCUAUGGACCGUCUGGAAGACAGGAUGUGUAAGAAACAUGACCGACUUCUGGAGCUCUUCUGCAACACUGAACAAGUGUUUGUGUGUCAGUUCUGCACAGAGACAGAUCACAAGUUCCAUCCUGUUGUACCUAUAAAGGAGGAAUAAGAAGUGAAGUUGGCCGAGUUUGGGGAGAUUGUGCCUGCAGUUCAGCAGAUGAUCGAGGAGAGAAAACAAAAGAUUAAGGAAAUUAAAGACACAGUUAAACGCAGCAAAGCAGAUGCAGACAGAGAGAUAGCCGAUGGUGUGCAGAUCCUCACUGCUCUGAUGCGCUGCAUUGAAAAGUGCCAGGAUGAUCUCAACCAAAUGGUUAAUGAGAGACUAAAAACCACAGAGAAACAGGCUGAAGACCUCAUCAAAGAACUGGAGCAGGAAAUAGAAGAUCUGACCAAUAGAAGCUCAGAGGUGAAGCAGCUCUCACACAUUAAAGACCACUUCCACUUCCUCCAGACCUUCAGAUUCCUGAAGGAUCCUCCACCCACAAGGGACUGGACGACGGUGGAGGUCCGUCCUCUGUCAUGCCUAGGGACCUUGAGGAAAUCCCUGGAUCAGCUGGAGGAGACCCUGAACAUGGAGAUGAAGAAGCUGUGUAAUGAUGCUGAACUGAAGAGGGUCCAGCAGUAUGAAGUAGAUGUGUCUCUGGAUCCUGAUACAGCUCAUCCCCAGCUCAUCCUGUCAGAUGAUGGGAAACAAGUACAUCAUGUAGGUGCAAGGAGGACGAUAUUCAACCCUAAAAGAUGGGUUACACAAUGUGCAUGUGUUUUCACAAGGCAGAGCUUCUCCACAGGGAGAUUUUACUUUGAGGUCCAGGUUAAAGACACGACUCAAUGGCAUUUGGGUGUUGCAAGAGAGUCCAUCAAGGGAAAGUUUCUGAGCAUAUUUACCCCUGAGAUAGGUUACUGGACUAUUAAUUUAAACAAGGAUGGGUUGGUAUUUAAGGAUAACCCUGCUGUCCAUGUCCCUCUGAGAGCUGAGCUCCAGAAGGUGGGGGUGUUUGUUGAUUAUGAUGAGGGUCUGGUCUCCUUCUACGAUGUGGAAGCCAGGGUUAAUAUCUACUCUGCUACUGGCUGCACCUUUAGUGAGCCUCUCUAUCCAUUCCUCUGUCCAUGUGAUCAUGAUGUUGCCCCCCUGAUCAUGUCACCUGUCAAUCAAACAGACUAGGAACUUUGUUUGCUGAUAAAAUAAUCAAACAACCAAAACAACUAAUGUUGUUUCCUAAAUUAGAAUCUCUACUAUGAGAUCUGAGAGAACUACCGUAUUUUCCGCACCAUAAGGCGCACCGGAGUAUAAGCCACAGCAGCUAAAUUGAAUGAUGUGAACAUAUAUAAGCCGCACGCACUGGACUAUAAGCCGCAGGUGUUUUAAUGUUAAAUUACCAUCAGGGCUUCCCCGAAUGCCAUUUUUCAGGCCUUGAAUACUCGUUGGUUUUUCCUAGCAAAUAUACGAAUACCCGUUCCAGAAAAAAACACCAUCAAAAACAACAUUAAUAAUAAUCCCUAUGUACUCCCUGGAACCGAUUUUGAUAGUAUAUGCAUCUUUAGUUGAAGAUUUGAUAGCUUUUGAACGUUAAUUAGUAGGCCAAAGAAGGUUGAAGUUCCUUAGUUUUUCCCCGUGGAAGCGAACAGCUGUUGUUCCGUUCCAAAUCAGCUGUCCUCUGCCAUCUCAGCCCUUACGGGAGCUUUUCAAUUCAUCCUGGAACGUACAUCUUUUCAGGGAAUUUGUACAAUAAAUCCAUAACAAAUACCGAAUAUUGAUUGUCUUAUGUGUCCAUAUUAUAUCCAUUAUAUUCACUGGGUAUUCCCAAGACGCUCACGCUCUGCAGCAAGCCAGUCACAGUUGAUUGGCGCGGCGCUGUACAGCGAACGUAAACAAACAACUAAGCUAAGGUUAGCAUUGCGCUAAGUAUUACUUUUCCUCCCGAGGUCCCUCUUAUGUUGUUAUAAAGUAAAGGGAAACAAGAUAAAAACAUAAACAUGUGCUUGGUACAGCAAACUAUAUUCUUUACAACCAAGAGAAAGAGGUCUCUAUGUUCUCAGAUUAGGUCAGAAAUACUCCCCCUAAAAUUAAAUUCAUUUUAUUUUGUAUUGGCCGUUUCAUCAUGAUUUGUGAAUUAGGUUAUUCAAUAAAGAUCACCUAAAAUAAGUUCAUUAUAAGCGUGACAAGGAUAUGUUAGCUUGGCUAUUCAAAUAUAGAACUUUUGGGAUUGCUGAGUUUAUUGAAAAGGCGUGGGCUAGGAGGAAUAUGUCAAUUUAUAUUUAGCGUGUUUAUCCGGUACAAAAGUGUGAUUGUGUAUCUACUACACUCUUUGUGUAGUUAUAUCGUAUCUUGUAAUCCUGUGUGGGAUGGGCUACUUGUGUGGCAUGACACGAAAAUAAACAUAAUCAAUCAAUCAAUCAAUCAAUCAAUAUAAUAUAUAGAUCAAUGUCUGAUUGACUCAAUGUUUUAAACUUUAAAUGCAACACUAUUAACAAUUUUAAAUGUUUGGGGCAAGUAGAACAUUAUGAAUGAUAACAUAAUCAAAUGUUUGUACACUUUUUAUUAUUAUUUUAUUUAUUCUUUUAUUUGAAUUAGAAUCUCUACGAUGUGAGAUCUGAGAGAACCCGCUUUGAUGUUGUACUGUUGUCUUUUAACAAGGAGAAAUACAUUAGGGGAAAUAACCCUAACUACUAUAAAUCAUUGCCCAUGAUACAUGAUUAGAUUACAUAUACUAUAUUGAUCAAUGUCUGAUUGACUGAAUGUUUUUAUGCAACGCUAUUAAUAAUUAGUUUGGGGCAAGUAGAUCAUUGUGAAUGAUAACAUAAUCAAAUGUUUGCGCACUUUUUAUUUCAAUAAAGAAUUGCAGAAAG
This is a messenger RNA of Gadus chalcogrammus (walleye pollock), 3428 nucleotides long. RefSeq names its product E3 ubiquitin-protein ligase TRIM39-like. The transcript is spliced from 2 exons. The record is from RefSeq and is a predicted model, not a curated record. The coding region runs from base 739 to 1743 and encodes 334 amino acids. NCBI's taxonomy places the organism in Eukaryota, Metazoa, Chordata, Actinopteri, Gadiformes, Gadidae. Gene Ontology annotation, molecular function: protein binding.